AACCCCACACUUUGCCCAAAUGUUUAUGCACAAGCUGAGGAAGCUUAAACAAGGAGCACUAGAGAACUUCUGUGUAAGGAUUUGUUUAACAGAAUGGGCAAGGUACAACUGCUUAGAGGUUUUUAAGCAACUGCAGCUGAGUAACUGAAACCUUUCUGGAACUGGAGAGCUUGAGGAGAGAUCAGCUGUCUGCAGGCGGGCACUAUUAGCUCUGCAUUGACGUCACAAUGACACGGUGAAGCUGAAGAUAGGAGCUGGGAACAGUUCUCCUGCUUCACUUUUGAUAAUUGAGUGAAUUUGUCACCACUCCGUUCCUCCCAGCAUGGCUAAGAGUGCAGAAGUGAAGCUGGCAAUCUUUGGUCGAGCUGGCGUGGGCAAGUCAGCUCUCGUUGUACGCUUCCUGACCAAACGAUUCAUCUGGGAGUACGACCCAACACUAGAGUCUACAUAUCGUCACCAAGCUACCAUUGAUGAUGAAGUGGUUUCCAUGGAGAUACUAGAUACAGCUGGUCAGGAGGAUGCUAUUCAGAAAGAAGGACACGUGCGAUGGGGUGAAGGUUUCGUGCUGGUUUAUGACAUCACGGACAGAGGCAGCUUUGAGGAAGUGCUGCCACUUAAGAACUUGUUGGAUGAAGUUAAAAAACCCAAAAACGUCACCCUGAUCCUGGUGGGGAACAAAGCAGACUUGGAUCACUCCAGGCAGGUCAGCACAGAGGAAGGUGAAAAACUGGCCACAGAACUAGCAUGUGCUUUUUAUGAGUGCUCUGCUUGCACAGGAGAAGGCAACAUUAUGGAGGCUUUCCAUGAGCUCUGUCGUGAGGUACGGCGUCGAAAGAUGGUCCAGGGCAAGACUCGGAGACGAAGCUCCACUACCCACGUCAAGCAGGCAAUUAACAAGAUGCUUACCAAAAUCAGCAGCUAAGAAGAGCUGCACUAAGCCAGAGAAGAAGCAUUUUUAAGCAUAUUAGCUUGGAGUAGGGACAAGGCAGGCAAAGAACAUUUAAUAAAAAAUGGUAAAAGCUUUGCAAUUAAAAAAAUAUAAAAGACAAACCACACCAGUUUUUUUGAGUAACACAUGGUCAGACUUUUUUCCUGUUUCAAAAUGUAUUCAGCCACACUGCUUCUGGCUAACAUGAGAAAAACAGAAAAAAGAGAAAGGAAAGAAAAAGAGAAAAAAAAAGCAAAAAAGCAAAAAAAAAGAAAAAAAAAAAAGCAAACUCCAAAGGACUAGAUGAUUGUGGAGAUUGGUGCUGACAGAACAUCAUCUGCUUCUACAAGGCUGGCUCCAAUCCUCCACAAGUCAGUAGUGCCUAAGCAUUGUUUCCAGCCAGCCAGCUGCUUAGUAGCCAUUGGAGAGUAAGAUCCAGUCAUCAGUCCAUCAACAACCAUCACAGCCAGUGUUCUCAAGGACUGAACACAUAUCCAAGCUGCCGCGUUGUACCGGAAAGUUCACCUGACACCUUUCACCAGCUCUAAAUUGGUGCAUUGUGUGCUUUUACUCCAAACUGCCCUUCCUUGUUGUUAUUUUUGUUCAAUCUUUGAGUGCUGAUGUUCUAAGAGAGGUACACAAAAAAUAUACAAAAGGUCUUUUUCAUCAAGCAUUUAACUAGCAAGAUACACAUUUCAACAGAGAUUAAAUUCAGCUGUGUUUCCAGAUCCUCUGAAACUACAGAAUUCAUCAAGAAAUGAUCAGCUAGUCCAGUGACAUUUCAGCAUUUCCCUCUCAAAGUGCAGUAUUGUACCUGGGAAAACAGGAGUGUAUGUGUUGGGAAACCAAACUAAACAAUAACCUUAUUACUCUUGAUUUAGUUAUGGGUAGUUUUAGCUUUUGUUUACAUUUUUGUUUUGGUUUUAUUUCAAUUCAAGUAGUUCCUCUUAUUCUAUACUAUUCAUAUAAUGAAGAAGAUCUAAACCCCUGAGAAAGCAUUUAAAGUCUAAGCCCAAAUGUAAAUCAGAAGCAAAUGGGUUAUACCAUAUUGAAACACUGUAAUUUCCAGCUGUUUAAACUUCCAGAUGUUGCUUGAAACACUCUGUGGUUUAAACCAGCACAGGCUUUUUUUGUGACUCUAUCUGGCAUAUUCAAGUGAAAAUGCAUUUUAUCAGAUCUUGGUGCCUGGGAUAAAAGGUAUUCAGUUUUUUCUCCUCCCUCAUGUGUCUCAUUUAAGCCAGGUGUCAGUUUUUCACUCCUGGCUACUUGGCUUGUUAACUGUGUGCUAAGAGGUGUAUGAACAAAGACUGGAUUAUUUUUUUAUCAGAUUGUGCUCCUCUGCCACCUGUUGUGUCACAUCCCCUUAGGCAGUAUGGCUUGCAGCUCACACUGGCAUUGUGUAGAACCACAGCCAAGAGCUGGCAUGAAAAAUGGGAAUAUUAGCAGUGUUCUCCCUUGAGGAGUAGCCCUCUUGUAGCAACUACUUACAACUUUAUUCUCCACAGGUUUGUCCUUCAUACGGUUAUUUGCCUCUAUGAGGAAGUAGCACCAAAAAGCUGUCAAAUACAAAUUGCCACACAUGUAGGACAAUGAGAAUAUCCAGUUGGAUGGCACUUUAUACAGUUAUAGGUAGCCAUAUAGGAGGUGAAACUGUCAGGACAAUGAAGCCUGUAUGUCCCUGUGGACAAAAAAAAAAAAGUCUCAAGUCAGGACUUAUCAAACAGAGUCACUUAAAGAUACUUUACCAAAGUAAUUUUUAAAAAAAACAUUCUCUCAUCCAUAUCUUUUAUGCAACCAGCAUCAAAGACCAUCACAUUCAUAUGUAUAUUUUAUUUGUGCUGUUGCUUAUUUUCUCCAUUUCCCCCAUUCUAGGUAGUGAAAAUCCAUUUUUCUCUUCUGGAAUCAAUGAAUCAAUAUCUAUAAUGUGGUUCUCAUAUUCAGGUAUGUUGCUGUAUUUCAGCUACACACACUGCAACAGAAACCUCACCAUGUACUUCUGGGCAGGGGAUUGUUGCAACAGGUGAUGUCACUAUGUCCAUGACACACCUGUGGCAAAAAAUAUUCAUCAUAUCUCUAACUUUUGCCACAAAAAAAAAAAAAAAGGUUUUUGUCAUUUUUAGUCCAACUAGUAAUGUAGAGUCAGUAAGUGUGUAAAAGAAAGAGCUAGUACCUGUUCACAUGCCAGUAGUCAUUAGCUGAAGGUCUGAACUUGCAAAUGUGUAUGUUACAACAUCAGGAGCCAGAGUAAGCAUUUCACUAGGUCAUUCUGUUAUCUUCCAAUUCAGUGCUGUUGCAUAAAUUUGAAGUAAACAAAAUCCUUAGCUGCUAUCCCAUGGCAAGAUAGCUGAUGAGGAAUGUAAUUAUGUCGCUAUGCUAAGCAAGUGAUUUACCCUUCUCUAAGAUAACUUCAACAGGUCUUUUCUCUGAAAACCUUUUUUUGAGUUUCAGAGUAAUACUGUUUUAAAAUACAAAAAGGUAAUAUGUGAAUUGCAAGAGAAAAUAACUGAAUCAUAUUCAUACUAGGAAACUUGAAAGGAAGGAGAGGCUAAGUUAUGGCCCUAAUCUUUCUGAAAGAAUCCCAGCAAAUUAUAUCUUCUUUUAUAAUGUCUGUAUGGAGAAGUUAUAGAAUCCUGGUGAAAGAAAAUGUUCCACUGUGCAAACAUGACUUGUUACAUAAAGAUCCUCUAAUAAAAAUAGUAACAUUCCUUUGCAAAGACUGAAUUUGGAAACUGCCAAACGUGAUAAACAUUCAAAAAGUAGGCUGCUAUUUUGUGACCUUUCCUCCCACACAAACACACAUUUCUUUACUUAAUUGUUUAUUAUUUUUUUUUCCUCAGUGUAAUAACUGUGAAGCCAGUGAUAGUAUAUUACAAUCUGUUGAUACAUUUUACAUAGUAUUACAUUCAAUCUGAUUUACUGUUGCUCACAAUGUUGCAACAUAUUAUUGGCUAUGCUAUAAACAUGUCAUAUUUCUACAAUGUGCAAAGUGAGCCAAAAAAAAAAAGUACCCAAGGAUUCAAAAGGCCAAAUGCAACAUGAACCCACAUCUGGUAGCCUUUCUGCAGGAGAAUCAACAGCAUAAAUUCUGUUUCUACUGCUCCUAUUUAAGUACAUAUAUGGCCCUACAUUACAUUCUUCUCCUCUGCCCAUUAUCAUUUCUGCAGUGAGAGAAUGGGAAGGACAAUAAACAAAAAGGGGGAGGAAAGGUGAAAUGGAUACUUGUUACCUACAACAAGUUGAUUGUAAUUUAUGAAGUUUUUAAAUAUUUAUCUUCAAUUGAUGAAGAGUUAGUCAUGCCCAUGCUGGAAGACAUGGAUCAGGAACCAAGACUUCCCUAGAACUUUGCAAAUCUUCGUAUCUGGAGGUUCGGUGAAACCACAGAUGGAAGUGAGGGUCAGCUACUGGGUUUGAACCUGGAUCCAGACAAGUUGUCCCCAAAACUGGGGAUAGUUGCAUCUGGCAGUUUGCUACAAGACUAGUUGAUUUUUAUAUAUAUAACGAUCUGUAUGCAUUUUUACUUUAGAAAUAUGAAAGCUUGUGCCUGUAGAUAAUAUAUAAGACAAAAUAAAAAUAAUUUUAAAAAAAUAGUGCUUUCUGUACUGAA
Molecule: messenger RNA, 4532 nt
Organism: Apus apus (common swift)
Lineage: Eukaryota; Metazoa; Chordata; Aves; Apodiformes; Apodidae
Gene: RERG
Product: RAS like estrogen regulated growth inhibitor
Exons: 5
Coding region: 323-922 (199 amino acids)
Molecular function (GO): GTP binding; GTPase activity
Source: RefSeq, a predicted model, not a curated record